UGUUAUCUCCCUGUGUGUGAUCGUGGCUGUGAGAAAUGGCGGAAUCUUCGACCCAAAGACAGGAUUCUUUCACUUGUUCAGUUUGUCUGGAUCUUAUAAAGGAUCCAGUUACUGUUCCAUGUGGACACACUUAUUGUCUGGGCUGUAUUAAAGGUUGCUGGGAUCAGGAAGAUGGUAAAGGCAUCUACAGCUGCCCCCAGUGCAGACAGACAUUUAGGCCAAGACCUAUUCUCAGUAGAAACAUUCUGAUUGCUGAAAUGGUUGAGGAAUUUAGGAAGACCAGAAUCCAAACUGAUGUUCCUGCUCACUGUACUGCUGGACCUGGAGAUGUGGAGUGUGACGUCUGCACUGGGAAAAAACUCAGAGCUGUGAAGUCCUGUCUGGAUUGUCUGUUGUCUUACUGUGAAACUCACUUCAAAGUUCACAAUGAUCUUUUUCCUGGAAGAAAACACCCAGUGAUUGAUGCCACAGGCCAGCUACAGGACAGGAUCUGCUCUCAUCAUAAGAAGGUUUUUGAAAUAUUUUGUCGAACGGAUCAGAGUUGUAUCUGCUAUCUGUGCACGAUGGACGAACAUAAAGGCCAUGACACAGUCACUGCUGCAGCAGAACGGACACACAAACAGGGGAGGUUGGGGCAGACCCAGAGGAGAUUCCAGCAGAGAAUCCAGGAGAGAGAGAAGGAGCUGCAGGAGCUGAGGAAGGCUGUGGAGACUCUCAAGAGCUCUGCACAGACAGCAGUGGAGGACAGUGAGAGGAUCUUCACUGAGAUGAUCCGCUCCAUUGAGAGAAGGCGCUCUAGGGUGAAAGAGCUGAUCAGGCAUCAGGAGAAGGCUGAGGUGAGUCGGGCUGAAGACCUCCUAAAGCGACUGGAGCAGGAGAUUGCUGAACUGAAGAGGAGAGAUGCUGAGCUGGAGCAGCUUUCACACACAGAGGAUCACAUCCAUUUCCUCAAGAAUGUCCUGUCAAUCAGAGACUCUCCUCGCUCUAAAGACUUCCCCAGCAUGACCUUCAACCAAAGCUUCUCUUUUGAGGCUGUGAAGGAAUCUGUCUCUGGAGUGAAGGUGCAGCUGGAGAAGAAACUGGAUGACAUCUUCAGGCAGGAAGUAGUCAGGAUAUCUGCAGCAGUAACGAAUAUCCAGAUCAUACAGUCCUUAGAAUAUGCUGAUCCUGAGCUCCCAGUCAGAAGAACAAGCAGUAAGGAGUUACUCCCACCAGAGAUAACGAUUAUCCAGAUCAUCCAGUCCUUAGAAUAUGCUAAUCCUGAGCUCCCAGUCAGAAGAACAGACAGUAAGAAGUUACUGCCACCAUCGAUGUCUGAAGUCCAGGCUGUUUUUCCUGAACCAGUGACCAGAGAGGAGUUCUCACAGUACUCCUGUCACUUCACACUGGAUCCAAACACAGCACACAGAAUCCUCCAUCUGUCUGAGGGGAACAGGAGGGUGGAGAUGAGAGCUAAGCUCCAGUCAUAUCCUGAUCAUCCAGAGAGAUUUGAUGUGUAUCCUCAGGUGCUGUGUAGAGAGGGUGUGUCUGGACGCUGCUACUGGGAGGUUGAGAGGAGUGGGCAGGGUGUUUUUAUAUCAGUCUCAUAUAAAAGCAUCAGAAGGAGAGGAGAGGGUGUUGAGUUUGUGUUUGGAGGUAAUGAUCAGUCCUGGAGUCUGGACCUCCGCAGCAGCAGCAGCUCCUCUUUCUAUCACAAUAAUAAACCCACUAAACUCCCUCUAGUGGUCAGCUCCAGAAUAGGAGUGUAUGUGGAUCACAGGGCAGGAACUCUGGCCUUCUACAGCAUCUCUGACACAAUGACCCUCCUGCACAGAGUCCAGACCACAUUCACUCACACACUCUACCCUGGGUUUUAUCUAGAUUCUGGAUCAUCAGUGAAGCUGCUGUGACUUGACAUGUCUA
Molecule: messenger RNA, 1902 nt
Organism: Clupea harengus (Atlantic herring)
Lineage: Eukaryota; Metazoa; Chordata; Actinopteri; Clupeiformes; Clupeidae
Product: tripartite motif-containing protein 16-like
Exons: 10
Coding region: 36-1889 (617 amino acids)
Molecular function (GO): zinc ion binding; protein binding
Source: RefSeq, a predicted model, not a curated record